Ostreobium quekettii is the source of this 212-nucleotide messenger RNA. The record is from the annotation of a GenBank genome assembly. NCBI's taxonomy places the organism in Eukaryota, Viridiplantae, Chlorophyta, Ulvophyceae, Bryopsidales, Ostreobiaceae.
GCACGGGCAAGAAGCAGAGGGCCGCCAAGCUGACGUCCGGACGAGGCUCCCCGUCGGAUAAGAAGAGCAAUUCCUUCGGCAGCGCGUUCACGCUGGGCAGCAACUCAGAGGUCAAGAGCCUGGAGAACAUGACCAAGUCGGAGCUGGCGGAGGCGCUGAAGGCCAAGAACCGGCGGAAGCGAUACGUGCCGCGCCUGGCGCCCCCCUCGUGA